Naegleria lovaniensis is the source of this 1434-nucleotide messenger RNA. RefSeq lists its product as uncharacterized. The transcript has a single exon. Gene Ontology annotation, biological process: SRP-dependent cotranslational protein targeting to membrane, translocation; post-translational protein targeting to membrane, translocation. Gene Ontology annotation, molecular function: transmembrane protein transporter activity; signal sequence receptor activity; ribosome binding. The coding region runs from base 1 to 1434 and encodes 477 amino acids. Lineage: Eukaryota; Heterolobosea; Eutetramitea; Acrasida; Naegleriidae. The record is from RefSeq and is a predicted model, not a curated record. Gene Ontology annotation, cellular component: membrane; Sec61 translocon complex.
AUGGGCAAAACUAGAUUCUUGGACUUGCUCCGUCCAGCCAUGGCAAUCCUGCCAGAAGUUGCCAAACCAGCCAAGACUGUAAAAUUCCAAGAGAAGGUCUUGUGGACAGCUGUUGCUCUCUUUAUUUAUUUGGUCUGUUGUCAGAUCCCUGUAUACGGAAUUCGUAAUGCUUCAUCAAGCGAUCCAUUGUAUUGGAUGCGUGUGAUUUUAGCUUCAAACAGAGGUACACUCAUGGAACUUGGUAUUUCUCCAGUCAUCACUGCUGGAUUGAUUAUACAGCUUCUCAGUGGUGCAGGUUUGAUUGAUGUGAAUCAGAAUAGCGAAGAAGAUAAGGUCUUACUCGAUGGUGCUCAAAAGUUCUUUGGUCUUAUCAUGACCAUCAUUGAAGCUGUCGCUUACGUUUCAUCAGGAAUGUACGGAGAUGUGAGAGAACUUGGUAUUGUUACAGCUCUUCUUAUUGUCUUGCAAUUGUUCGUUGCUGGUAUUGUUUGCUUGUUGUUGGAUGAAUUGUUGCAAAAGGGCUACGGAUUAGGUUCUGGUAUCUCAUUGUUCAUUGCUACAAACAUUUGCGAAACGAUCAUUUGGAAGAGCUUCUCACCAUCAACAAUUAAUACUGGUAGAGGAGUUGAAUUUGAAGGUGCCAUCAUUGCUCUUUUCCAAUUGUUGAUUACUCGUAGCGAUAAGGUUAGAGCUUUGAAAGAAGCUUUCUAUAGACCAAAUCUUCCAAACAUUACCAACUUGUUGGCAACAAUUUUGGUCUUUUUGAUUGUCAUCUACUUCCAAGGUUUCCGUGUUGAGUUGCCAUUAAGAUCAUCCAGACAAAAGGGUAAUGCAGGAACCUAUCCAAUCCGUUUGUUCUACACUAGCAACAUGCCAAUCAUCUUGCAAACUGCUUUGGUCUCCCAAAUGUUCCUCUUCUCUCAAGUUUUGUACAAGAGAUUCGGAGACAAUAUUCUCAUUGCUUUGCUCGGUAGAUGGGAAACUCCACAAUAUGGUCAAGCUGUUCCAGUAGGAGGAUUGAUUUAUUACAUUUCUCCACCAGCAAACUUGAACGAAAUGUUGUUGGAUCCAAUCCAUGCUCUUUUAUACAUGGCUUUCAUGUUAGGUUCAUGUGCCUUGUUCUCUAAACUCUGGAUUCAUGUCAGUGGUGCUUCACCAAAACACGUUGCUGACCAACUCAAGGAACAAGGAUUGAUUCUUGUCGGUCACAGAGACCAACCAAAGGAAAUGGUUAAGACUUUGGAAAAGUACAUUCCAAUUGCUGCUGCCUUCGGUGGUAUGUGUAUUGGAGCCCUCACUGUCAUUGCUGACUUCUUGGGUGCUAUUGGUAGCGGUACUGGUAUUCUCUUGGCUGUCGGUAUCAUUUAUCAAUACUUUGAAAUGUUCAGUCGUCAACAAGAUGAAUUGGAAAUUCCUUUCUUGAGUGGACAAUAA